AUGCAUAUCCGAUUCGAAUCAACACUUUACCUUGAUUGUCAUCUGUCCGGCGAAAAACUCGUGGUCGGCGUCAGGACCAAGUGUAGGUCGGAGAGGAAACUCAGAGCCAUCAAUGUCCUCCUGACCAUCGAGUGUGAUGAGUCGAGGUCUGAAAUCAACGAUGAUAUGGAUCUCCGAAUUCGAUUCACAACUCCAUUCGACGGAUUCCUGAUGCGACACGGCCGUCUCCGUCCCGAAAAUCAAGAGCAACCUUGGUGUCGGUUUGGUCAGUUGUGA
This is a messenger RNA of Arabis nemorensis, 276 nucleotides long. NCBI's taxonomy places the organism in Eukaryota, Viridiplantae, Streptophyta, Magnoliopsida, Brassicales, Brassicaceae. The record is from the annotation of a GenBank genome assembly.